CUUCCCCUUCUCCCGCCCCUGUCUUGGCCUCAGCAUUUUAUUGGUUCUCUUCCCUCCACUCCGCAAUAUUUUCUUUCUUUCGCCCUCCUCUUCUCCAUUCGCUGUUUAAUGUUUCCCACUCUUUGAGGAAGGAUGGUUGAUUUGGAGAGCGAAGUGCCCCCUCUGCCUCCCAGGUACCGGUUUCGAGAUUUGCUGUUGGGAGACCAAGGAUGGCAAAACGACGACAGGGUACAAGUUGAAUUCUAUAUGAAUGAAAAUACAUUUAAAGAGAGACUAAAAUUAUUUUUCAUUAAAAACCAGAGAUCAAGUUUACGAAUACGCCUGUUCAAUUUUUCUCUCAAAUUAUUAAGCUGCUUGUUAUACAUAAUCCGAGUACUACUAGAAAGCCCUUCGCAAGGAAAUGAAUGGUCUCACAUCUUUUGGGUGAACAGAAGUCUACCUUUAUGGGGCUUACAGGUUUCAGUGGCAUUGAUAAGUCUGUUUGAAACAAUACUACUUGGUUAUCUUAGUUAUAAGGGAAACAUCUGGGAACAGAUUUUACGAAUACCCUUCAUCUUGGAAAUAAUUAAUGCAGUUCCCUUCAUUAUCUCAAUAUUUUGGCCUGCCUUAAGGAAUCUAUUUGUCCCAGUCUUUCUAAACUGUUGGCUUGCCAAACAUGCCUUGGAAAAUAUGAUUAAUGAUCUACACAGAGCGAUUCAGCGUACACAGUCUGCAAUGUUUAAUCAAGUCUUGAUUUUAAUAUCUACAUUACUAUGCCUUAUCUUCACCUGCAUUUGUGGGAUCCAACAUCUGGAACGAAUAGGAAAGAAGCUGAAUCUCUUUGACUCUCUUUAUUUCUGCAUUGUUACAUUUUCUACUGUGGGCUUUGGGGAUGUCACUCCUGAAACAUGGUCCUCCAAGCUUUUCGUUGUUGCUAUGAUUUGUGUUGCCCUGGUGGUUCUCCCCAUACAGUUUGAACAGCUGGCCUAUUUGUGGAUGGAGAGACAAAAGUCAGGUGGAAAUUAUAGUCGACACAGAGCUCAGACUGAAAAGCACGUUGUCCUGUGUGUCAGCUCCCUAAAGAUUGAUUUACUUAUGGAUUUUUUAAAUGAAUUCUAUGCUCAUCCAAGACUGCAGGAUUAUUAUGUGGUGAUUUUGUGUCCUACUGAAAUGGAUGUGCAAGUUCGUAGGGUGCUGCAGAUUCCAAUGUGGUCCCAAAGAGUUAUCUACCUUCAAGGGUCAGCCCUUAAAGAUCAAGACCUGCUGAGAGCAAAGAUGGAUGAUGCUGAAGCCUGUUUUAUUCUGAGCAGCCGUUGUGAAGUGGAUAGGACAUCAUCUGAUCACCAAACAAUUUUGAGAGCAUGGGCUGUGAAAGAUUUUGCUCCAAAUUGUCCUUUGUAUGUCCAGAUACUAAAGCCUGAAAAUAAAUUCCAUAUCAAAUUUGCAGAUCAUGUUGUCUGUGAAGAAGAGUUUAAAUACGCCAUGUUAGCUUUAAACUGUAUAUGCCCAGCAACAUCUACACUUAUUACACUACUGGUUCAUACCUCUAGAGGGCAGGAAGGCCAGCAGUCACCAGAACAAUGGCAGAAGACGUACGGUCGAUGCUCUGGGAAUGAAGUCUACCACAUUGUUUUGGAAGAAAGUACAUUUUUUGCUGAAUAUGAAGGAAAGAGUUUUACAUAUGCCUCUUUCCAUGCUCACAAAAAGUUUGGUGUCUGUUUGAUUGGUGUUAGGAGGGAGGAUAAUAAAAACAUUUUGCUGAAUCCAGGUCCUCGAUACAUUAUGAAUUCUACAGACAUAUGUUUUUAUAUUAAUAUUACCAAAGAAGAGAAUUCAGCAUUUAAGAACCAAGACCAGCAGAGAAAAAGCAACAUGUCAGGGUCGUUUUAUCAUGGACCAUCCAGAUUACCUGUACAUAGCAUAAUUGCAAGCAUGGGUACUGUGGCUAUAGACUUGCAAGAUACAAGCUGUAGAUCAGCAAGUGGCCCUACCCUGUCUCUUCCUACAGAGGGAAACAAAGAACUAAGAAGACCAAGCAUUGCUCCUGUUUUAGAGGUUGCAGAUACAUCAUCAAUUCAAACAUGUGAUCUUCUAAGUGACCAAUCAGAAGAUGAAACUACACCAGAUGAAGAAAUUUCUUCAAAUUUAGAGUAUGCCAAAGGCUACCCACCUUAUUCUCCAUAUAUAGGAAGUUCACCCACUUUUUGUCAUCUUCUUCAUGAAAAAGUGCCAUUUUGCUGCUUACGAUUAGACAAAAGUUGCCAGCAUAACUACUAUGAGGACGCAAAAGCCUAUGGAUUCAAAAAUAAACUAAUUAUAGUUGCAGCUGAAACAGCUGGAAAUGGACUGUAUAAUUUUAUUGUUCCUCUCAGGGCAUAUUAUAGACCAAAGAAAGAACUUAAUCCCAUAGUACUACUAUUGGAUAACCCGCCAGAUAUGCAUUUUCUGGAUGCAAUCUGUUGGUUUCCAAUGGUUUACUACAUGGUGGGCUCUAUUGACAACCUAGAUGACUUACUCAAGUGUGGGGUGACCUUUGCUGCCAACAUGGUGGUUGUGGACAAGGAGAGCACCAUGAGUGCUGAGGAGGACUACAUGGCAGAUGCCAAAACCAUUGUGAAUGUUCAGACACUCUUCAGGUUGUUUUCCAGUCUCAGUAUUAUCACAGAGCUUACUCAUCCAGCCAACAUGAGAUUCAUGCAGUUCAGAGCCAAAGACUGUUACUCUCUUGCUCUUUCAAAACUGGAAAAGAAAGAACGGGAGAGAGGUUCUAAUUUGGCCUUUAUGUUUCGACUGCCUUUUGCUGCCGGGAGGGUGUUCAGCAUCAGCAUGUUGGACACUCUACUGUACCAGUCAUUUGUGAAGGAUUAUAUGAUUUCCAUCACUAGACUUCUAUUGGGACUGGACACUACUCCAGGAUCAGGGUUUCUUUGUUCUAUGAAAAUCACUGAGGAUGACUUAUGGAUCAGAACGUAUGCCAGACUUUACCAGAAGUUGUGUUCUUCUACUGGAGAUGUUCCCAUUGGAAUCUAUAGGACUGAAUCUCAGAAACUUACUACAUCAGAGUCUCAAAUAUCUAUCAGUGUAGAAGAGUGGGAAGACACAAAAGACUCCAAAGAACAAGGGCACCACCGCAGCAACCACCGCAACUCAACAUCCAGUGACCAGUCAGACCAUCCCUUGCUCCGGAGAAAGAGCAUGCAGUGGGCCAGAAGACUGAGCAGAAAAGGUCCAAAACACUCUGGUAAAACAGCUGAAAAAAUAACCCAGCAGCGACUGAACCUCUACAGGAGGUCAGAAAGACAAGAGCUUGCUGAACUUGUGAAAAAUAGAAUGAAACACUUGGGUCUUUCUACAGUGGGAUAUGAUGAAAUGAAUGAUCAUCAAAGUACCCUUUCCUACAUCCUAAUUAACCCAUCUCCAGACACCAGAAUAGAGGUGAAUGAUGUUGUGUACUUAAUCCGACCAGAUCCACUGGCAUACCUUCCAAACAGUGAACCUAGUAGAAGAAACAGCAUCUGCAACGUCUCUGGUCAAGACUCUCGGGAGGAAACACAGCUUUGACAAGAAAGAAAUAAGAGACUCAAUUUUUUUUUCUUACAAGGAUCUUGCUUGUUACAAUAAAAGUGUUACUGGCAUGAAAGAAACCAGAUUGGAAUAUAUUAAAUUCUCUCAUAUUUAAAAGCAUAAUCUAAUCGCUUAGAAAUAGAUCUCAUUUUGAAUCUUAAUGUUCUACUUAUUGGUACUUCCCCACAUAAUAUUUGAAAGAUACGAGAUGAUUUUGAAAACCUAAAUUAAAACAUAAAAAUUUGAAUAUGAUUUUUGUUUUAUAAUAAGCCAAACCAUAUAAAGCUGAUAUUUAAAAGUAUUAAGGUUUUAUGAAAGCAGACUAAACUCUAUUUGGUGCAUCAUGAUGGACAUAGGAGAUUGCUGCUCCCCUUCAAAAUUAAAUGUCGUAUUGUGUUUUCUUUUUUUGGUUAUUUUAUAAAAUUCAGCUCAUCCUAAAUGUCUAGGCUUCUCUCCAUAGAGACUGACCAACAAACUUGUAUGGCUGACUUUUGUGUAAUAAUCAUAGUUUGCAUUAGAAUACAAAUCAUUAAGUCAUUUUAACCUUUUUUAUCUGCUUUUUAUACAUCACAAUCACAUUCAUUUUAGAAUUUGAGACUUUCAUAGCAUGUUUUAGUACGCUGAAGAAACUAAUAUAUAAACAAAAAGAAAUAUUACGUACCAGAGUUGCUUGGUAACUUUAUGUUAGCACAUUUUAUGCCAAGAACAGUGCAUAGCACAAUGCCUAGCACACAGAAAAUACUCAGUACAGAUUUGUUGACUUAAUUUUAAUCCCAGAACUGAAAUACUGACUGGGUUUCUUGAAAUAUAAAGUAAUUUUCAUUAAAAUUUUGAGUUAUAACAUUUUUCAUCUAUCUAUAUAGUAAUUUCAUUAGGAAACUACUUUAAAAUUGACAAAAGAAAACUUAUGCCUUUUAUGGAAAAUAAGAUAUUUCAAGAAGUUUAAAGUCCUUCUUAUGUCUUUAAUAUUAAAAUAAUCACACUCCAAAAAUGGUGUGUUAAUAAUUUGCGUUAAUUUUGAAAAAUUGUCUAUAGGAAUACAUUUUAACACUGUAAGAGAAAAGCAUAAAACAAAAAUACAGAAUUAUCCUUUAAAUUUGGUAUAAUUAAUGAAAAGUUUGAUGGUUACAAAUUUAAAUAUAAAUUGUUCUUUGCAAACACCUUGCUGUAUUGCUUUAUUUUCCUACAAAUACAGGCCCAAAAGCAUAAGAGACUCGAUACGUAGUAUAUGUUAAAAUAUUCCUAUGGAUAAGAGAUUGACAAAUUUUAAAAAUAUUUUCCUCUAAUUUUGCAUUUUCCUUUGUUUUUGAAUUUGACAUUAAGUUUUGUUCAACAAAAAAAAUAGGACGCAUAAGGCUAGAAAGCAAUAUUUUGUCCUUAUAAUGAAGCAGUUCAAUCAAAAUAAAAACAGGAACUUUUAAAAUAGCCUAAUGCUCUCUCAAUAAAUCUAUAGAUAUUGAAGAUCAUAACCACUGUAUGUUUAAUUUGGCUUAUAAAAUAUGAAAUGUCUUUUCUGUAGUAUUGUACACUAUCCACAUUUUAGAACAAGAGCACCAAGAAUUUCCCCUAGAACAGAGAAAAUCUAUAUUUGAUCAGAGACGUAGAAUUUAUAACAAAUUACUUAAAACUGGGAGCAUGCCUUACAACUCAAAGAUUAUAUGCAUAGAUAUGUGUAUGCAUUAUAAACAUGUGAAAUGUAUUUGGCAAACAUGGGUUUACAUAUAAAUUGUUAAAACUGAAAGCAGAAUUGAACUAAUACAGGUAAAGGAGAGAAAUAAUGAAUGUAAUGACCUGGUUUCAUAGUUUCACUAUUACAGUCCAGCAUAAUGUUUCUUUGAAUUUUUUUUUUUUAUUCCAUGACAUUUAUUUUUAGGAACAACAUCAGAUUUUACAAAUCUUUAUUUCCCCACAGAUCUGAAGUUUAGUAUUUUUGUGACAGUGUCAAGAGUAGGAUUUUAAGCUAGGACAUAAUUAUAUUUCCUAUCUAGCUAAGAAUUUUGUUUCAUAAAUUUUAAAAUAAUUAUUUUUGACUAUUACUAUUAGUCCAAAUUUAAUAUUUGACACAAUUCAUAUCAGCUUGCUAUAAUAAUGAUAGUUUAUUAGUCCAUCUGAUGUUCAAAGAAUAAAAAAAUGCUUAUAAAAAAGACUUUUAAUGAACUGUUGCCUUUUUAAACUAAUUAUACUUGCACAUGAAAAUAAAACAUAAAGUCAGUAAUAGUCCUUGUAGCCCUAUGGGAUUUGGUUCUGUUUUGUCUAUGUAACAUUUUUGCUACUAGUUACAUUGAGUUGCUUUAAAAUAAAUAAUAAAAUUAUUUCUGAUGA
Nycticebus coucang (slow loris) is the source of this 5865-nucleotide messenger RNA. It is a transcript of the gene KCNT2, whose product is annotated as potassium sodium-activated channel subfamily T member 2. The record is from RefSeq and is a predicted model, not a curated record. Gene Ontology annotation, cellular component: membrane. Bases 133 to 3540 code for a protein of 1135 amino acids. Gene Ontology annotation, molecular function: intracellular sodium-activated potassium channel activity. The transcript has 28 exons. NCBI's taxonomy places the organism in Eukaryota, Metazoa, Chordata, Mammalia, Primates, Lorisidae. Gene Ontology annotation, biological process: potassium ion transport.